Cadophora gregata is the source of this 3140-nucleotide messenger RNA. RefSeq lists its product as uncharacterized. Gene Ontology annotation, molecular function: transmembrane transporter activity. The transcript is spliced from 8 exons. Lineage: Eukaryota; Fungi; Ascomycota; Leotiomycetes; Helotiales; Ploettnerulaceae. Gene Ontology annotation, biological process: transmembrane transport. The coding region runs from base 1063 to 2673 and encodes 536 amino acids. The record is from RefSeq and is a predicted model, not a curated record. Gene Ontology annotation, cellular component: membrane.
CCCUGGUCUGGUCUAGGGUGGCAGGAGGCAGGUGGCUACUGUAAUGCUGUAUUCGCUUGCUGGCCAAUCAUGAGCAAUUACCCCCAGUGGAUGUUUCGGUACGGCUCAGGGCCGCCUUCCGGGCGGGAAGAGCCUUUUCGUCGUCUGCCGUGGUGGGCUGGCUACCUUAGGCGGGCGAGGCGGGCAACCAGAAUACUCCUCUUCCCCACGCUUGCACCCUCCCUCACAAGUCACAAUAAUGGAAUAAUGGAGCUGGAUCCCACCCACGCUCCACGCUCCACGCUCCACGCUCCACGCUCCACGCUCCAUGCCCCUCCCUUUCCGUCGGUACCUUAGCGAUGAAGCAAGAAGAGGGUCGAGGGGGUCUCAAACAUCUCUUAGUUCACCUUCAACUCUCGAUGCCUGCCACUAAACGCCACUGUCACAUGUACACAGCUAAGACUUCUCCUUCUCCUCCUCCUUCUCCUUCUACCAGGUGCUUUCGUCUGGAGAAAAUCCCGUCCUUUGUAAACCUGUUGUAAUCAGCUUAGAUCGCUUUGUUUUAUCUUUCGGCUUAUUCCCAUUCUCGCCCACCGGACAUUCGCAAUAUCGCAUUCCUUCUUAGUGAUAGUUGCAUGCACGGAGCAGCAUGGGGGCUGCACCGAUACCAGACAUGGACUAACUGGCCCUGGCUGCCUGGGCCGGCCACUUGCUAACAUGCUUGCUUCGGUUCGCUACCAACCUCACCCACCUGCACUCCGUAGUCCAGAAGGAUGAGAUGCCUGUAAGUGCUGCACCACCGCUGCAGACACGGCAUGUGAGAUUGUGUUCAACGUGUACUCGGCCAUAGCUUGAUUGGGAUAAAGACCCUUGCUUCAUCAGUUGGUGCAGAUAGGCUCUAGAUGUGUACUCAUCUGAUGGCAGGAGCUAACAGAAAUGGCCUGCAGCAGGCCAUUAGUGACAGAGCACUAUCCAAAGUUACUUCUGCAGAUCUGAACCCUCCCAUCUUUCCUUCUGCACUAUCCCCUCAUUCUUUGGCGUUCUUGGAGCUUCAGCUGGAACAGAGUCAACGAAGUUUACAAGAUGGAGGACAAAAACAUUGAGAUGAAAUCAUAUGUCGUGCAGGAUGACUCCGAUCAAAGUCACCAGCAUGUGAGCGAAGGUACUGCUACCAGAGGACGACGCGGUGGAACAGCCCGAGAUGAGGAGGAAAUGGCAUACUUUGGCAAAGAACAGCAAUUGAAGCGAAACUUUGGAUUUUGGUCCAUCGCGGGUUUCGUCUGCAGUUUGUUAUCAACAUGGGAAGGAUUGUUUGCAGCUUUUCUUUAUGGUUUUCAAAACGGUGGUCCAGCCGGCCUCGUGUACGGCUUCCUCUUCGCCUGGAUUGGAUCUUUGGCUGUUGUUGCCUCACUCGCCGAAAUGGCAUCAAUGAUGCCACUGUCGGGUGGUCAGUACCAUUGGGUGUCAAUCCUAGCUCCAGGGCGAUGGGCAAAAUUCCUAAGCUACACCACAGGAUGGCUCACGGUCAUCGCAUGGCAGGCAGGCCAAGCGAGUGUUGCAUUUCUCGCGGCUUCCAUAAUACAAGGAAUGGUCGUUCUCAAUAACGACAGCUAUGUUCCAACAAGAUGGCAAGGGACCCUCAUAUUCUACGCGCUCAUAUUCGUCAUCGUUUUCAUCAACACUUUCUUGGCGAGAUGGCUGCCGAAAAUCGAAGGCUUGAUUCUGAUCUUCCAUGUUCUGGGAUUUUUUGCUAUCCUGAUACCUCUGGUCUAUCUUGCUCCUCACGGUUCACCAAAGGAUGUCUUUGUGACAUUCGUCAAUGGUGGCGGAUGGUCUUCUGAUGGACUUUCUUGGUUCGUUGGAAUUGUCACUGGUGUAUUUGCUUUCCUAGGUGCCGAUUCUGCAUGCCACAUGAGCGAGGAAAUCCACAAUGCUUCGACUGUGGUCCCGAACGUUAUGAUGUUCUCAUUGGUUUUGAACGGAGUGCUCGGAUUUGCAAUGCUGAUUGCCGUUCUUUUCUGCCUUGGCAGCAUUGACGAUGCUCUCGCAACUCCUACCGGAUUCCCAUUCAUCGAGAUCUUUCUCCAAGCCACGAACAGCACAGCAGGUGCUACGGCAAUGACAUGCAUUGUUAUGCUUCUCAUGGCAGCAGCUGCCAUUGGAGUCAUGGCUACCGCAUCUCGAAUGCUCUGGGCUUUUGCUCGUGACAAUGGUGUUCCAUUCAGCAAUCAACUCGGAAGAGUCCACGAGCCUUCUGCUCUUCCAUUGUAUUCAAUUCUCGUCUGCACCGCCACAUCACUCUUGCUUGUCCUCAUCAAUAUUGGCAGUAGUGCCGCUUUCAACGCCAUCGUGUCAAUCACAACCGCCUCGUUCUUCACAUCUUACGCGAUCCCCACUGCACUCCUACUUCACAAGCGUCUACGAAAUGAUCCCGUCAAAGACAAUAUCCACUGGGGUCCUUGGAAGAUGGGUCCGAUCCUAGGCCCCAUCGUUAAUGUCUGUGCCUUGAUCUACUCUGCCAUUGCCAUGUUCUUCUCCUUCUGGCCAUCCACGUCCACAGUUACCCCACAGAGCAUGAACUGGUCUGCACUUAUCUGGGGAGGUGUGAUUAUUUUCAGUGUGGUAUUUUACAUCUUCCGAGGAAGACACAACUACAAAUGGCCAAUUGUCGACCCAAUUCGUCGAAAUCAGUAAAGACGGAAAGGAGUGGUGGUCGGCACGCGGACUGUACUUCUGGCGCGUAUCUUUUUGGCAUAUCGCAAGAAAUUUGAGUUGACAUGAACUCAAGCUUUGAUUGUUAUUGAGAGAUAAUGAAUACGAGGCCUUUGGGUCAUUGUAUACUAUCAGUAAAUUUUUUGUGUACAUUUCCGUGAAGCUUUUAACAUCAUCCCUGUCCAGUGAAAUACCAUCAUCUCAGAAUCCAAAAGCCAAUUCUGCAAUCACCGGUAAUUCCACUUUAAACUCCACCAGCUCUCACAUCAAGCAUUUGCGGACCUUUCCCAAGAGUUCCACCCAAGGAGGCCACAACUCCACCCCACAGCGGUUUUCCAGGUCUCACAACACGGUCCAAGUCCAUGGUUGCUGACGGCGGGAUAUUCUUCAAUUGGCACGCUUGUUCAAGCCACGCCGGCUGGGGAGGAGCUCGACCCACCUCCAGCGAC